AACUUAAACAGCAUAAGUCGCCUGAUUUUUUUUAACUAACCAGAAGAGGCGCCAUUUUAGCGAAUUACGUCAUAUACAUUUCCGGAUUUGGACAGGAAGUAGUUGAAUAUUGAACUGUUUGGAGGAGCUCGGCAGAAAAUGAACACUCGUGGUCUUCGCUCUCAGCUGAAAGACAGUGUCCCGGUAGCGGGGCUUUGUCCACAGGCAGGAUCUUAUGGCGUUCCUGAUACCCUGCGCAGGGGAUUUUCCAGUGUCAAAAACGAGCUUCUCCCUUCUCAUCCUUUAGAACUCUCUGAGAAAAAUUUCCAGCUUAACCAGGAUAAAAUGAACUUUUCCACAUUAAGGAACAUCCAAGGACUUCAUGCACCCCUGAAACUCCAGAUGGAAUACAGAGCAGCCAGACAGAUUCAACGUUUGCCUUUUCUGCCGAGCUCCAACCUGGCCCUGGAUACACUCAGGGGUGCUGAUGAGUCCAUUGGAUUUGAGGACAUCCUUAAUGAUCCUGCACAGUGUGAGCUGAUGGGCGAGCCUCACAUUAUGACAGAGUACAAACUCGGUCUGUUGUGAGUGCACAGUCCAGCAUGCUUUAGGUUUUUAUUAGAAACAGAACAAACUCUUUGAAUGUUUUGACCAGUUGUUUUUUUUUCUGUUUGUAAUAAAAAGUUCAAGCAAUUUAA
Pangasianodon hypophthalmus (striped catfish) is the source of this 677-nucleotide messenger RNA. RefSeq names its product proteasome maturation protein (gene pomp). The transcript has 6 exons. NCBI's taxonomy places the organism in Eukaryota, Metazoa, Chordata, Actinopteri, Siluriformes, Pangasiidae. The record is from RefSeq and is a predicted model, not a curated record. The coding region runs from base 139 to 567 and encodes 142 amino acids. Gene Ontology annotation, biological process: proteasome assembly. Gene Ontology annotation, cellular component: nucleus; cytoplasm.